AUGCCGUCACCGGCAGUUGGGUUUCGGGAGCGCCUGGGCCUAGGAGGCGUGGCCCGGAGGACGCUGGGAAUCUGCUUUCUAUUGACGACUGUGUUUCUAUGGACGCUGUCCAACUUUCUCGCCAGCUUCAUCUUCUCCGACCAGACCUAUGACAAGCCGUUUUUCCUCGUCUAUUUCAACACCUCCAUGUUCGCCAUCUCUCUAAUACCCAUGUUCAUUCGAUAUCUCGCACAAAGAGGAACCCACGGACUGCGAAGCGAUAUCAGGCGUAUAUGGGCAGAAUACCGAUAUCGAGCUGCCGCCGUGAGCCCUACAACAGACGAAGAGGGCUCAGAGGUACACGAGCGCUUGUUAGUCAACGAGCACGGCCCCGGGUGGAACUCUACAGAUGAGAAGCUUGGAUUCCGCGAGACUGCGGUUCUGAGCCUCGAGUUCUGCAUACUCUGGUUUCUGGCAAACUACCUGUCGUCUGCCUGUCUCCAGUACACCAGCGUGGCAAGCGUUACCAUUCUGACAUCAACUAGCAGCGUCUGGACGCUGGUAUUCGGUGCAAUCUUUGGCGUCGAGAUGUUCUCCAUGCGCAAACUGAUUGGGGUUCUCGCAUCCCUCACAGGCGUUGCGCUCAUUUCCAUGGUAGAUCUUUCGGGCAAGAGUGACGAGAACAGGGGAUCAUUCCCGCAUAAGACGCCGGGACAGAUUGCGCUCGGAGACACCAUGGCUUUUAUGAGUGCCGUGCUUUACGGCAUAUAUGUGACUGUGAUGAAGCGGCGGGUGGGCAACGAGGACAAGGUCAACAUGCAGCUGUUCUUUGGACUGGUUGGAGUGUUUAACCUGUCGCUGCUGUGGCCGCUAUUCUUUGUCUUGCACUGGACUGAAAUGGAACCGUUUGAAUUACCUCCGACGAGCCAGAUUUGGAUAAUCAUCAUUGUAAAUGCGAUUGCAUCCUUUGUCAGCGACCUAUCCUGGGCGCUGGCCAUGCUCCUGACCACUCCAUUAGUUGUCACGGUUGGCCUGUCUCUGACCAUACCGCUGUCACUCAUCGGCGAGAUAUUCCAGUACCAGCAGUAUUCUAGCUUCAUCUACUGGAUUGGUGCCGCAGUCGUCUUUGUCUCCUUUGUCUUUGUCAAUCAUGAGACAGGGAAGGACGAUUCUGGCAAGGCUACAGUCCCCGCCACCGCAGUUGAUGCUGAUGGUGUUAACGAGGACAUCGUAUAUGGAUGA
This is a messenger RNA of Trichoderma atroviride IMI 206040, 1221 nucleotides long. RefSeq lists its product as uncharacterized. The record is from RefSeq and is a predicted model, not a curated record. Gene Ontology annotation, cellular component: fungal-type vacuole membrane. NCBI's taxonomy places the organism in Eukaryota, Fungi, Ascomycota, Sordariomycetes, Hypocreales, Hypocreaceae.